AUGGAAUCGGUUUUGGGCACCAGGCUGUACCGGGGUCUCUUGCCCUUCUCCGCUCUGGAGGCCACUGAGCAAAAGGCCCUGUACGUGCUGAACUACAUGGCCGUGAAGUCCCUGCACCGCAGGCUGCGAGGCUGUGAGCCGGGCCUGCUGGCCACUGUUUUCUGCGGCUACCUGAGCGACUUGCUGUGCGUGCCCACCAGCAUUCCCAUGGAGGCCUGCGUGACCCAGCUGCAGACGGCCCCCAAGGGCGCCGACCGCAAAGAGAUCGUCCGCCAGGCGCUGCUCACGCGUCAGGGGCUGAUGUCCGCCUGGGCCUCCGGCAAAGCGUACUUUGUGCUGUCCUUGAAGCCGGGCGUGGAGUUUGCGCUCUUUGACUGGGUCAAGGCCAUGAUCCUCCAGGCGCAAGGCGGCCAGGCCAAGGAAUUGCGGAGCAUCACGGCCUUCUUUCUCGGCGCAGUUGCCCGGGGCAUCGCCACCUGCCUGGUGUAUCCCUACGUGAGAGGAAAGGCUUUGAUGCAGGCCAAGUUGGCGUCGAGCCCCACCGAAGCUCUGCGCAAGAUCCUCGAGAAGGAGGGCUUCCCGGCGCUCUACCGGGGCCUCAGCAUGGAGAUCAUGCGAGGCAUGACGCAGUCAGCAGUGAUGUUUGCAGUCAUGGAGCGCCUGCGCGCCUCCGUGCGCGCGAAGCUGCUGCCAUUGUCCGGCUGA
Molecule: messenger RNA, 705 nt
Organism: Effrenium voratum
Lineage: Eukaryota; Dinophyceae; Suessiales; Symbiodiniaceae
Source: the annotation of a GenBank genome assembly